This is a messenger RNA of Marchantia polymorpha subsp. ruderalis, 4603 nucleotides long. The record is from the annotation of a GenBank genome assembly. NCBI's taxonomy places the organism in Eukaryota, Viridiplantae, Streptophyta, Marchantiopsida, Marchantiales, Marchantiaceae.
CGGGCGGGCACGAAACUCAGAAUGGAGCAAAUCGCCCUUCGACAUUGCGCGCUGGCGCGUUCAUGUGGCGCCAACAAGCGCAGCUCGGUCAGUCAAGGUGACCGGCUGGCUCGCAGGGGCGGAACCGGCAGUGGAACGUUCCGUGGCAAAGGCUGCUCCUUUUGUCGUCACUCCGGUCUCUCAGGCCACGCGUCGGCGCGCAGUGCUAGCCACCUUGCAGCCGCAGCAGGCACGCCCGGUGAAAUGGAGCGAGCGAGGCAGGCAGCCAGCUGGAGCCCUGCCAACGUGGACGGCGACGUUCUCCCUGCCUUUCCCGCCGCUUUGCGCCGGAUCCUCCCGGCGCCAACGUCGUCGUCUGUCCAGUUGGCCGCUCCGGCUCCCGGGACUCGGUUGACGCGCGUGUAAAGUACAUCCCGUCGACGAUGUCGACCACCGGCUUUCCACAAACUUGAAACUUUACGCCACCGCGACGACAUUCCCGGCUGCUGAAACUCUCCGUUGCCGCGAAAGACAGUGCCGGAAGCGGAAGGGCCGAGCGCGCUUUUUCUCCCGGCGAAAUGGUGGAAGGGACCGACGAGGGCAGGCUAUGAUGAAAUUCUCAGACAUCGCUCGAGGUGCGAGGGAGGGAGGUAUUGUUGGAAUUGAAAGAACGGGACGCCGAUUUCUCUCGGUUCUGAUCGCCGUGCGGUUUUCGUGAUUCCUCGGUGUCUCCCUUGAGAAUUGAAGGCCGUGAAGUCGCGCAGAAUUCGACUUGCUGAAGGAAACAGAUUUCGAAUCUUGCAUAGAAUGAAGGCCCAGCACAGCCGACUCCGAGAAGAGAUUCUGUUGGGGUUCGAGUCCUGAUGCAGACGAGUGGCAUCUGUUCCUGCCAGAUGUCUGAGCCAAGUCAAACACCUGGUGCAACUUUUGACCGAAGAAGAAAGCUCACGUGAGCAUCGUGUCUCCGGGCGGCAAGCUUCACGGAGCUCGAGAGGUCUUUCAUUGGUGAAACUGAAGAACUGGACAUGUGCACAUGUCUCCCUUCCAUGAACGAAGUGAGAGAGUGGUGUACGAAUCCCGACGCAAUUCGUGGCGGCCACUGCUCAAGUUUGAACAUCGCUCCGAAGCUUUGAGGCUUUUUAUGGUCAUUGCAUCUAUGUAUGCCCACUGCUCAUACAUCACUGACUAAUUUCGGAACCACCUUCUGGUCCACUUUUGGAGCUCUCAUCGGACUGCUUAAAUCGAUGGGCAUCAAGCAGCGAUAUCCAGGUCUAGUGAGACGCGUUUAUUCAUCCCUCAGACUGCAGUUCGGUGUACAUCAAUAGUCCUGUAACAAACUCCUUCGAUUCUCUACGGUACGCUAUUGCGUGCAGUAGUGAAUCGAAGACGGAUGAACCAGUAAGAGGGCAAAGGCGUUGCAGGCAGAAUCCAGGACGGAGACAUUACACUUGACGUGAUCUUGAACAGAACAAUCGAAGUUUGGGGUUUAUGGUUUGAGACUGUAGUGUACGUGACCGCCGUUGCUUCAUGGUGGCCACUGCAUAGGGUGCCCCGAUGUUGCGGAGGUAGGUCACCCAGAAAGAUUCAACUUUCAGCGGCAGGUCAUUUAAAUCGGGAGGCAGAGUGGACUUGGCUUUCUUGUAUAUUCUUAGCUGGGUUUGAGAGAUUUAGUCAUGUGAAGAUUGUGAGAACGAGGAUUGUAGACAUUGAGGAAUCUCCCACUGGCUCGGAGUCGAAACAGCGAAGGGGUUACAGAUGUCAUGCCACAAUGGAGAUACUGUCGUGACUAGAUUAGUUAGCCAGGGUUGGGAGCAAAGUGGAACUAUAUGCUGCAUAGUUUUAAAGGACAGCUGAAGUUUGCAGAGGUGAAGACCUUUGAAGAGGUUGACUUUAUACAGGUUUCAAGUCAGAAUUACAUAGCAGAACCGCAGUGGUGGAUCCACUCACUCAAUAGCGUGCAGAUGAGUCCCGAGGAUAGGUGAGAUUCUGCCGUUUCAUCCUUUUAGAAAAGGCCACAGAAAUGCAGGCCGGGAUAGGUCAGUGGUUCUCAAAGGUGUAGAGAUGGGCCCCAAUAGCUUUCAUGAGUUUCAUCAGCAAGGCGUCGAGCGGGUGCAGGCGCAUGCGAAAUAUGUGGAGAUCCAGGCGAAUACGUGACAGCGAAUGUGCGUAGAUGCCGUCUCCAUACCUUUUAGCAUGGUGUGUACAGUCCGGGAACAGUGACUGUACUGGGGAAUCUUGACAUUUCUGUCAAAGAAAUUCAUGUCAUUUCCAGAGGUGAUCAAUUAUAUCUCUAACAAGCAUAUGCAGAUAUUCUUUAGUUGGGCUGCUCAAAGUACACUCCUAUGGCCGGCUAUCGAGGGGAAUGUACUUAGGCGGACACGAGAAGCCUUUGAACAGAUCGAUGGACUCCUCCUCUAGUAGUAGGGUAAGGUCAGUACUAGAAAAACGCCGCACGCACUUGUAAGGAGGUGAGGAUAGGCCCAUGAAGAUUUUAGAAGGUGAGGCGGAAAAGCCACUUUGCUCACACUGUACUAAACGCUGGAGAAUGGAGGAUAAGAGCCCUGAUGUGGUGUUAGAUCCAAAUUGCUGGGGAAAAUUGCAUCCAGAGCUUGUCGAACAAGUGCUAUACAAGCUUCCAUAUUCAAGCCUGGUAAAGUUCCGUUCUGUGUGUAAGCAUUGGAAAGAUCUGAUUCAAUGUUUUCCCCUGGCUCCUAAAUGUCGCUCUCCCAAAUCAGUGCUGCUCUACCAUCAUAGCGGCGGCAUCCGCGGCCACAAUGGGAUAUGGAUGGGGGCUUUGCUUGCUUUCUUUAACUCGAAGACAAACACAUGGGAGAGACGUUCUCUUCCUUUCCUUGGGACGCGUUCUUUCGUUGCUUCCGAUGAAGGCUUACUAUGUUUCAGCAGUAAGUAUGAACCGGAGAAAUUCAUCGUAUGCAAUCCUCUCACGAAGCAGUGGAGAGAAUUAAAACUGCCCUCAAGCGUACUCCCACCAAUUCCACGGGGUGCCGCAUAUAAGAACCCUUUCAACUACAUGCUCAUGGGCAUGAUCAUGAAUAAGGAGACAGGACACUACAAACUGGUGAUUGCUGGAUUUCACGAGGCGGGUCCGUCGAAAAGUUUCAUCUAUGACUCUUCCAAAAGCACUUGGAAUGUUUCCGCUCCACUGCCUCUUUUACCUACAACCUUGAACGAUGGGGAAUGGAUCUGUGCUGGAAAGAGCGUUUGUUGCAAUGGGAACUUGUAUUGGUUCGUCCAUGAGAUCGACGAUAAUCAUGAACAGGGUGUGAAGGCGUUGGUGAAGUUCAAUGUGGAGAAAGAAGAAUGGAAAGUAGCUCAAGAAGCAGCACCGUCUCCGUUUUUUUGUUCAUUCCAAGUUGCUGCACAGAGUGAGAGUGUUGUAUUGGUGGAUUGGGAAGAUGACCAGUAUUGGGGCUACGUCAAUGGUGGUCCGACUGAACUUCUAGAGCUGGGCUCCGAGAUGAGGCUGAUGGAUGCCAAAAUGGUGGACUUAGCCUUCAUUGACGAAGAGACUCAACCUGUUUGGAGCGUUGGACAGGGAGAACUUCUGUACAUCGUGUAUGACUAUGGCCCUCAGAGAAAGGGCCUAAAAGUGCUUGUCUAUGAUCAAUCCAAGGGGUCCAUCACCUGGCUGCCCCCAUGGAGGCACUUACGAGAACACAAGUCAUUUUGGGCGUUUACGCCGUCUCUGAGAGCUUUCGUCUAGAAGAUCUGUGCUUCAAAAUACACGGAGGAGAUGUACCUUGUUUGCUGCGUGGGACAAAGAAAACUUCAAUCAUGAUGUGUGACUAGAGUUGCUUACGAAGUGAGGGUUUUCGAUCACUCAGAAGGGUCGAUCACAUGGCUGCUUGCAUAGAAACACCUACUACGUGAUCACAGGUCAUUCUGAGUACUAAUGGCCAUCCUGAAGGCUUGUUUCUUGUGAACCAGGCAAAAACAGAGUUUGUAGAUUGAUCUUAAACUGCUACAUAGUAACUGCUGCAUACUAUGUACUAGUACUGUUUGGUCACCUUGCAGUGCAUGUACGAGUAGUGGCCAAAAACUUAGCAUCUAAUAGAUUUCAGCUUAAACGCUGAGACAAACAAAACUGAGCAAUUGAGUAGCAGCAGCAUGGCAGGUGUCUGAGGCGUCCGCUUGAUCUAUCUUGAGCUACAGAUAAUGAAGUAGAAUGUCGGCAAGCAUAUCCUACCUGGGAAAUGAAUGUUCUCAUACCGUGGACACAGCAAGCAGGUAACUUUUCUUCAUUAGUUGCACCGAGCAGAUGUGUACAGCUAUGUGAGUAGGCGUUGAGUAAUUAGAGGCUAUUGCUUUGGGGGUCCAGCAACAUAGUACGUUGAGGAGUGUCAUAGGUUAUCAAACAUCUGAGCAAUACAGGACUGGAGAUGAAGUACAUCGGAUGCAGCGAAGAUACGCUUUUCCUAGAUUACCGUAGUUUAGGAGGCUUGUACAGGUAUAAUUUUUGUAUUUCAAUGCUCCACUCUUCUUUCCAUUUUGAUAGAAACUGCAGGAAAUCGAGACCUUAUUGUGUGCAAGCUUGUCGACAAAUGAAAGUUCGUAACAGUGGAUGUGUUCUUGGAUCCCCCAACAAUCUAACUUAGUUGUGAUU